CCGCCCCGCCCCGCCCCAGCCCCAGCCCAGCCCCGGCUCCGUUCUGCGGGGCUGGGAAAAGCCGAGGCAGGAGCGAGGCUCGGCCCCUCUCUGGCUCUGGCUCGGCGGCGAGCUCAGCCAGCCCCCCUCCUCCGCGCCCGGCGACCGCUCCCCGCGCUGCGCGGCCAUGGCGCAGGAGCCCAGCUAAGGAGGCGCGCUCCGGGGGCCACAGCCCGCCGCCCCCCCCCCCGCUCCUUGCGGAUCUCGCCGCCAGACUCGCCUUUGUUGUGGAUUCCGCCGAUGGAGCCUGCAGGGAGCCGGCCUGGAGGGGAGCCCUGAGGGCCCCCGCAAGCCUGCCGAGCCGCCCGGGCUCCUGGGGGCAGGGCGCACGCAGCCCCCUGGAUGCAGCCAGCCACCCCGCCGAGAAGCCCGCCGAAAGGAUGACCCCUCCCAUCGGGUGAGACUCAGCAGCACCCCCGAAGGUUGAUGUAUGCUGCUUUUUUGAAACUGGGAUGAAGGAUGGAUGCUCAGCUUUCAGAGAGAGCAUCAAAUGGAGCUUUGCUCGUUUCCUUGAACGCCUGACCGCCUCAUCGCUUCUGUGUAAAGAUGCUCCUGGACAGACAGAUGUUCAUUCGCUCACUGACAUUCACACUGGCAAAUGCACACGGUGCGCACGGAGCCCCGAAUGGAACACGCAGUGGCUGCUCUCCCGCUCUCCCUCCAUGCUCAGCCAUGGAAAUGCAGGCACACUCCGCGGCUUGACUCACUGCCAGCGAGAGAUACACUCUUAAGUAUGCAGGCAUUAAAACGUGCACCCUUAAUGACACGCCCGCUUGCAUUUAGCAAUGUGCCCAGAAGCAUGCACAACAAAGAGGUGCGUUAUUGCUGUUAUUAUGUGUGGAGCACCAGCAGCAUCUGAGGCAUUUCGCGGAGGGAGCGUGAGCAAAAGGCACGUUUUUGUUGAAAAGUGGGCCUCGGCGGGCACAGUGUGUGCCAAUACCAUGGAAAAGCUCUUCCUGCCCCUCCUGAUGCUUGGCACCAUGGCGGAGGCUCAACAUUGCCCUGGCCGCUGCAUCUGCCAGAACAUCUCCCCGACGCUGACCAUGCUGUGCGCCAAGACGGGCCUCCUCUUCGUGCCGCCCUCCAUCGACCGGCGCACGGUGGAGCUGCGCCUGACCGACAACUUCAUCACCGUCAUCCGCCGGAAGGACUUCUCCAACAUGACCAACCUGGUGCACCUCACCCUCUCCCGCAACACCAUCAGCCAGAUCCUGCCCUUCGCCUUUGCCGACCUGCGUGCCUUACGGGCCUUGCACAUGAACAGCAACCGCUUGGCCAUCCUGAAGAACGAGCACUUUCGAGGGGUGGGCAACCUCCGGCACCUCAUCCUGGGGAACAACCAGAUCAGCCACAUCGAGCCUUCCUCCUUUGACGAGUUCCUCUCCACGGUGGAAGACCUCGACCUCUCCUACAACAACCUGGAGACGCUGCCGUGGGAGGCCAUCGGCCAGAUGGUGAGCCUCAACACCCUUACCCUGGAUCACAACCUCAUUGACAACAUCGCCGAGGGCACCUUCUCCCAGCUCCACAAGCUGGUGAGGUUGGACAUGACGUCCAACCGGCUACAGAAGCUGCCCCCGGACAACCUCUUCUUGAGGGCGCAAGUGUUGGCCAACGUCCGAGGGACUCACCCUUCCACCUUGACGAUCAGCUUUGGAGGCAACCCCUUGCACUGCAAUUGUGAGCUUCUCUGGCUCCGGAGGCUCACGAGAGAGGAUGACCUGGAGACUUGUGCCUCCCCGGAGCACUUGAUGGAUAAGUAUUUCUGGUCAAUCCCCGAGGAGGAGUUCAUCUGCGAACCUCCCCUUAUCACUCGCCAAUAUUCUACCAAGGCAUUCAUCAUGGAGGGCCAAGGGGUCGUCCUCAAGUGCAAAGCAGUGGGUGACCCGGAACCUUCCAUUCAUUGGAUUGCACCCGACGGCAAGCUGAUCCAUAACACGACCCGCACGACCAUCUAUGACAAUGGCACCCUGGAGGUCCUCAUCACCACCUUGAAGGACAAUGGCAUCUUCACCUGUAUUGCCUCCAAUGCCGCUGGAGAGGACACCGCCCCCGUGGAGAUCUGCAUUGUGCCCCUCCCCUUACUCGUCAACAACACUGGCCACAUGAAAGAACCCGAUCCUGGGUCCUCCGACAUCACCACCUCCACCAAAUCCGGUGCCAAUGACACCAAAAACCACCUGGACAAGAAGAUCGUGGCAGCCGAUCUGACGUCCACCUCGGUGAUCAUCCACUGGCCCUCUGAGAGACACAUCCCCGGCAUCCGGAUGUACCAGAUCCAGUACAACAGUUCCCUCGACGACUCCCUGGUUUACAGAAUGAUCCCAUCCUCCAGCAAGACCUUCCUAGUGAAUGACUUAGCGGCAGGCCGAGACUACGACCUGUGCGUCUUGGCGGUCUACGACGACGGGGUGACGUCCCUCACAGCCACCCGGGUGGUGGGCUGCGUGCAGUUCACCACCGAGGGGGAGGGCGCCCAGUGCCAUUCGCUCCACACCCAGUUCCUGGGGGGCACCAUGAUCAUCAUCAUCGGGGGCAUCAUCGUGGCCUCCGUCCUCGUCUUCAUCAUCAUCCUCAUGAUCCGCUACAAGGUCUACAGUGGCCAAGAGGAGCACAAGAAAGCCAAAGUCAGCAACGUCUACUCGCAGACCAACGGGAGCCAGCCGCCCGCCCCUGCCGCCACCGCCCUGCCCCACUCAGCCUCCAAGCUUGGGGAGGACAAAUAUGAAACUCUCCAGGAGGUGGCCCCCAAGGAGGCCCUGCUCAGCGGAGACAUCAAGGAGGACAGCCCCACCUGCCAAGACAUGGCCUUGACUGAGGUGGACAAGAGAGCAGUCAGGAUGGCUGUGGACCUCCAGACUGUGGCCAUCUUGUCUGCUGAGGAAGGGCCCUUGGAGAACAGCAUGACCGGCUCAUCGGUUUCCUUGUGCCUCACCAAGGACACCGGCGUGGGGCCGCAGCUCCGCACCAAGUUGGGCAGCAGUGGGGCGGGGGUCUUACCCCGUGAGCUGUCAAGGACUCACCACCACCGCCACUCCUUCGACGGGGAUUACUCCCUCUUCCAGAGUCAUAGCUAUCCCCGCCGGGCACGGACAAAAAGACACAUGUCCACCUCCCAGUUGAACUCGGAAGAGUGCCCCUUGAGUGAGAGGCGGGUCACGUUUAGCAGCACAGAAUGGAUGCUGGAAAGCACAGUGUGAGGGGCGGGGGGCGGGGAGGGGGGGUCGCGGAGGACCAAGGGACUGCCGGGUGCACAACCAACCACAGCAACCAGGGAAGGAAGGAAGGGAGAAAGGAGAGGAAACGGGCUGUGUGCUGUGCAAAAUGUCCGAGAGGACGGGGAUGGAUCCAGCACGUCCCCGACUCUCUUCCCAAAACAACCGCUUGUUUCCAGAAAUGUCUGCAGCGGUGCCUUAGCCAAGCCACAACAAAACAAAAGAAAACCCCACACAAAGAGAGUGAGAGAGAGGAUGGAUCGGUUUUCUGGAAGCAGACAGAAAACUGGCUUCUCCAACGAGGGUGGG
This is a messenger RNA of Hemicordylus capensis (graceful crag lizard), 3563 nucleotides long. RefSeq names its product leucine rich repeat and fibronectin type III domain containing 1 (gene LRFN1). Lineage: Eukaryota; Metazoa; Chordata; Lepidosauria; Squamata; Cordylidae. Gene Ontology annotation, molecular function: protein binding. The coding region runs from base 825 to 3239 and encodes 804 amino acids. The transcript has 4 exons. The record is from RefSeq and is a predicted model, not a curated record.